AUGGCGGAUUUGGGGGGCCAACGUAGCCGGAAUUACCGGCCUCACGGACCCGCCUCGUCCACGCAGCGGGAUGCAGCGUAUUCUGACAUCUUCGGAGGCGCACCACCCGCAGGACGCUCCCAUACCAUGAACUCGCAGACCCCACAAUUCUCCCAGGCUCGCGCUCAUACCAUGUCGUCGCAUGUCACACAACCCCAAUUUCAAAGACCGCCGCCUCCGCCAACACGGCAGAUGCCAAAUGGACAAGGACCGCCAUCGGCACCACCAAAUGGAUACCCUAUUCCCCCACAGUCUGGGCAAUAUCAGGCCUACAAUCCAGGGGCCUCGGCAACAAUGUCUUCAUAUCAGCCCCCUCGACACAACCCAAAUACCCAACAACGCUUUGCUGCCUAUCCUCGACCUCAACGCCUCGAGUCAAGACCAAGCCCUACUCCGCAAUACCCAGACCUUAGGGAUUUCAAUCGCGCUAUGCCUCCUCCUGCGCUGAAUUCUGAUUCGUCCCGGUCAAGAUCAAUGGCAAAACUAAGCGGGCCGCCUUAUCAAACCCCUCAAGCAACUUCAAUCACACAUCUGCCACUGCCUCUCGCCGUGAGCAGUAUCAUGCUGGGGCCCAGGUCACACAGCUCGGUCGACCUGUCCCAGAAAAACAUGCGAACGAACGAGCUAUGUCUAUGA
This is a messenger RNA of Penicillium digitatum Pd1, 675 nucleotides long. Lineage: Eukaryota; Fungi; Ascomycota; Eurotiomycetes; Eurotiales; Aspergillaceae. The record is from RefSeq and is a predicted model, not a curated record.